This is a messenger RNA of Gadus chalcogrammus (walleye pollock), 2810 nucleotides long. RefSeq names its product receptor-interacting serine/threonine-protein kinase 3-like. Gene Ontology annotation, biological process: regulation of apoptotic process; protein phosphorylation. The transcript is spliced from 6 exons. The record is from RefSeq and is a predicted model, not a curated record. Gene Ontology annotation, molecular function: ATP binding; JUN kinase kinase kinase activity. The coding region runs from base 1181 to 2023 and encodes 280 amino acids. NCBI's taxonomy places the organism in Eukaryota, Metazoa, Chordata, Actinopteri, Gadiformes, Gadidae.
CCGGAAAUCCUAAAACAUUCAGAAGAAUAAUCUAAGAAUUAGAAGAAUUAGAAUAACAGGUAUUAGUUAAGCUGUUAAAAGUUAUAUUUUCAAAUAUAAUAAGUAACAAACCGUUUCAUUUAUGCCAGUUAAUGUCUGGAAACAACAACACAUUUUGUGGUGAAAUGUGUGAUUCGCUCUCCAGUGAGACAGGACAAAAAUACAUUUUGAAAUCACAAACUUGUAAUGUGUAGCCAAGACUAUUGUCACGUUUCCAUCUAAAAGGUGAAGCGCAUCUGUAGAAAGAUGGCAAAAAAGAGGUUCGAAUUAGGUGCGUUUCUAUCAAGUGGUUGGAGCGGAAAACUUGUGAAAACGAAACAUAUUCAGGGCUUGUCGUAUCCUGUUGAUAACAUGUUCUCUCUUAGAUCCUGAUACAUAGUAGAAUUGCGUUGUUGUUUUCCAUCUAAAAUAGCUGCAAGGUUUUUUUCUUCGAUGAGAGCAUUCCUGUUUUAAAAUAUCAGUGUUUAAGCUAUACAAUAGGCUAUAUAGGAACAUUUUAAAAGUAUAACAAAGAUGGAGGCCUAUUCAACAUAUUUACAUACUAUUAUUUUAAAAUGAAAGAGGGGUUUUGUUUUACAUAAUACGUCGCUGAUGGAGGAAACCCAUCGCAACGGAAAUCCCAGUCGGAUCCAUCUGACCGUGUGUGCGCGUGUGCGUGUGUGUGCGUGUGUGUGUGUGUGUUUUUCUAUUCUAUUCUCGCUCGUUCGUAAUUCUUAUAUCAAUAGCCUACUCUCCAAUAAUAGAAUAAUAUAAUAGACUGAUUGUUUAUAUGUAGGGUACAGCUGGCUUGCCGUGUGAAUACGCAUAACUUUUCAUUUAUAUUUAUUCAAAAGAUUGACAUACUAUUUUAAAACUAAAGAGGCUGGUGUUUUGUUUUAAAUAAUUUGUUUAUAUUGUUCAGUAGUUAUAUGCCUACAUGAGGCCGUAGCACAGUUAACAUACGAGCUGAGCUGGUGACGACAUCGAGUACUUGAAGUCCGGACUUGCCAAGUACGAUCUUCCAAGUACGAGUCACACACACAAACACGCACACACACACAGCCCGGCACCAUCCCGCGACAUAAAUACAGGAAGUUAACAUGGACCUGCCCAUAACGCGGGGGAACUCCGGUCAGUGAAUGAAUGACAAUCUUAAUAUCAGAUGUCGUCGGUCAGCCGCCCAGCCGUGAAGCUUGGUGACGAUGUCCUGCAGGACUGGAAGCAGAUUGGACGCGGAGGCUUUGGGGCUGUGUAUUGCGCCAGGCAAAAGGACUGGUGUUUUGAUGUGGCUAUCAAGAUGCUGCACACACAUAAUAGUGACCAGCUGUGGAAGGAGGCCCAAGCCAUGACCAGGGCCUGCAGCCCAUUUGUGCUGAGGGUCUUCGGAGUUUACCGGGGGAUUCCUCCGGGAAGUAGCAGACACGAGUGUGAGGGCAUCGUCACUGAAUACAUGAAGAGGGGUACCUUGGAGUCCCUCCUGGAGAGGCUGGCGGGCCCCCCUCCUUGGCCCCUGGCCUUCCGUCUGGCCCAACAGCUGGCCCUAGGUAUGAACUUCCUACACACGCUGAGUCCCCCCCUCUUGCACAGGGACUUGAAGCCCAGCAACGUGCUGCUGGACGACCACCUCGACGCCAAGCUUGCAGACUUUGGUCUGUCCAGGGUGACAAACAGCCAUUUGAACAGCAGUGGAACGACCACAGAAGACCAAGCAGGCACACUGGUCUUCACACCCCCUGAGGCUUUUGAUCUGUCCUACAAGCCUGUCCGCGCCUACGACAUCUACAGCUAUGGGAUAGUUAUCUGGUCCGUUUUCACUGGUAAAAAACCCUAUUCAGGCGCUAUGACCAGUCUGGUUCAUCUACGAGUACCUCUCGGAGAUAGACCUCCCACUGAUGAAGUGGAUCACUCUAAAGCAGAUGGGUUGAGUGAUCUGAAGAAGCUCAUGGUGAGAUGUUGGGACCGUGAUCCGGAUAAAAGACCGUCCUUUGGAGGUGACUACUGGUAGCAGUUACGUGCUACUUUGAUCUCAAAGGUUUAAAGGUUGUUGAUUGUGAAACGGCAGCGAUUAUUAAAAAGGUAUAAUAUCUAAUGUUUCCAUAUUUAAGAAACUAUAAUUUUAUAUUUUGUUGAGUUGUAAUAAUAAUAAUAAUAAUAAUAAUAAUAAUACAUUUUAUUUAUAAUGCACUUUAUAUUCAAGAAUCUCAAAGUGAAUACACAUGAGUUGUAUGAUUACCUUAAACCAAAGGGUAGAUUUCAUUUGUUGUCCGUCAUUGCCCCUUUUCCCCUUACUUCCAGUGAAACACAGAAAAGCAGUAAUGCAGUAGAGAUCUGCUUUAUUGAUAUAAUAUUAUGCAACUCCAAAUUGCCUAACCCUUGUCUAACCCUAUAUUUUGAGGCUAUUUCCUAAGAAUGAAUUGAUAUAAUGUGUAUAAAACUUGAAUACAUUAUCUUAUGUGUUAGCAUGAUGAGUCAGGUUACAGAUUUCAGUGUUUCCCGCAGCACUGUAUGGUCAAGGCCGCCGCCUUAACAACAAAAGGGUCCUGCCUUGACUACCAAUGUAGAAAUAACACAACAAUAGUCGUGCCAUAAAGUUUUUUAUGCCACGCCAAACAGACAACAACUAUUGUUUUGAUUGAGAGCCCUAGAGGCAGAAAUCUUACAGUAAACCUUUAAAAAGUUCCAGUAAUCAAGUUGUAUUUGCUCGUGUUUUAGAUUGCCUUGAAGUGACCGAUGGGGUCGAUCCCAGGGAUGAGGCGGCGAUUCGCCGUGCUGUGGAUCAGGUUUUGUCAAAG